UUUCAAGUUUUAUGUUCUUUCACUUUUUUUAUAAACACAAUUUUUGUUUUCUUUGGAAUGAACGUUCUGCGUUCGGUUCCUUUUUUCUUUCAAUUCUGGAUGUAAACCUCACAGUCACACGAUUCAUAUGGGUUCCUGAUCAGUACCUAAUUUUAAGAGGACAUAGGCCCUCACUACACCGAGAGAGGCACACCUGUCCGACCGGAAGUUGCGAUAACACUACCGUCUUUAUGUAAACAUCCCAAGCACUUCGAUUCUCUUUCAGACAGUCUUUUUUUCUUCUCCGUUUCGCCAGGAUGUUGGCUACAGUCCCGACGCGCUGUUUCCACCGGCCAGUGAGUCUCCAUGAGCGUCCCUAACCCCCUAAAGAAACAGGAUGGGGAACAGCACAUCAUCAUCUUUGGGGAAGUCAGCAACUGCUCCUGUGAAUCAGAUUCAAGAAACAAUUUCUGAUAAUUGUGUGGUGAUUUUCUCAAAAACAUCUUGUUCUUACUGUACGAUGGCGAAAAAACUUUUCCAUGACAUGAAUGUUAACUAUAAAGUAGUGGAAUUGGACAUGCUUGAACAUGGAAGUCAAUUUCAAGAUGCUCUCUACAAAAUGACCGGUGAAAGAACCGUACCAAGAAUAUUUGUCAAUGGAACUUUUAUUGGAGGUGCAACUGACACUCAUAGGCUUCACAAAGAAGGGAAACUGCUUCCACUAGUUCAUCAGUGUUAUUUAAAAAAAAGUAAGAGGAAAGAAUUUCAGUGAUGUAGGUGCUUAUAAUGUUGCUAGUAAAAUGUUAGUGAUUUAAAAUGAUCAUGCCUGAUAAUGCCUUUUAAAUGUUUGAGGAUGUUUUAAAAAUGUAAAUCAUCUUUAUGGGAAAGUUCUAAAACUAAUGAGCAAUAAAUUGCUGUGGAAAUCUCUUCUUUCUACUUGCCAAUUCUUGAGCAAAGGGGAUGAUAUUUAAAACUAAAGGGGUGGAGUUGUAUCAAAAGAUGAGGAGAGAAUGUAUUUUAUUAGGAAUUUAAAUAUGGAGCACCUGGGUGGCUCAGUUGGUUAAGUGUCUGACUCUUGAUGUCGGCUCAGGUCUUUAUGUCAGGGUCAUGGGUUCAACCCCCGUGUUAGGCUCCACUCCAGAUGUGGAGCCUACUUUAAAAAAAAAAAAAAAAAAAGCCUUUAGGAAUUUAUGUAUGAAUUUUACAACCAAGAGCUAGAAGCUAAGCAUUUGGGAUUCUUUAUUCUAUGUAGUAUUCAGAAGGAGUUAAUUCCUUACCUUUUAUGGCUUUCAGUGGUGAGGACUGCUUUGUAAUUUUUCUCUUUAAAAUGUAAGGUUCUCCCAGUUAUGGUUGUCAGCUCAGUAGGGAUAUCCUUGUACUAUAUUGAGACAAACCUUCAUACUUUGUACUUCUAGGGUAAGAGAAAUAUAUUAAAUUUGUCAGAUGGAAUGAAGUUUAUUUCAGAGAAACCAAAUUACUCCUUUAAUGACUCAGUAGUUCCAGGGAACAGAACUGUACCUAAGGGGAAGAAAUUAUAAGGAGGAAGAUUUCAGCAUUUUAUGAAAAUGAACUUUUGAAAUAGUUCAGAAAUGUACUUGAGAUUUAUUGUAAGGUGGAAAGUUCUGCUUUCCAAACUGUGUUGAAAGGGUGUUGGAAAUGUUCCAUAAGAGAUCAAAGUAUGGGGUAGGAGGUUACACUGUCCCUCUAGUAAUUUCUGAUGUAGAUAGUCUUCGAUUCUGUGACCAAUUCAAACUAUAUCUUAGUAAUAAGAUAUAUCUUUUGGAAGUCUUAUUUUAUAAUAAUUAAAAAUAUUUUGGAUACUUUAUUAAUCACAUCCCUGUUUCAAGCUUAUCAACAAGAGUUAAAAAAAAUUUUUUUUAAAUGUUUAUUUAUUUUUGAAAGAGAGCACGAGCAGGAGAGACGCAAAGAGAGUGGGAGACACAGAAUCCGAAGCAGGUUUCAGGCUCUGAGCUGUCAGCACAGUGCCUGACACAGGUCUCAAACUCACGAACCAUGAGAUCAUGACCUGAGCUGAAGUCAGACGCUUAACUGACUGAGGCACUCAGGCGCCCCUCAACAAGAAUUUUUUAAGUGCACUUCCUAGGAAGCAUUUUCCUGGCUGAUCCCACAGAGUCACCAGGGCAGAUUGCCAGAUGCUGGGAAGAGAAAACUUCUCAAAGGUGGGAGGACAAUGCACUGUAAGAGAAGAGUGCUUUUGCUUUCUGGUCUAGCUGGACCAAGGAAUCUGGGAUAGUUCUGCAGAAGACAGCUGAUAGCUUUUUUGGCUAUAAGCCAUCAAUGAUGCUUCCUCCAUGGACUUAUUAAAUUGCCAUUAGGAGACCUUGAUAAAACAAGGAUUUGGACUAUUUCAUUCUCAUAUGGUAAAUUACAACGCUGGAAUGGAACAGAGAAUGGAAUGUCCUUUAGUCUUUUAUUCUGCAUUACGUCAUGAGAAAUUUUACAUUUGCUAUGUUGUAAAAUUUUUGUUAGAGAGUAGAGAAAAUAUACUUGUUACCUGUGUGCUAUUGUAAUUUAUAAUAGGAAAUAUGUAUUUGGUCUUAAUCCCAUUCCUGGCAUACAGCCCCUAAAACCCUUGGAAUCUGCUGCCAUAAAGAGCCAUAAAGGUGUUAUGUUAAUGAGAAGACUUUUGGGAACACCCGUAAGGAUGGGGUCUGGUUGCUAGGAGAACCAACCCUGUGAUUACAGUGUAGGAACUUUCCUACACUGUGGGAGAGGGAGAGGGACUGGACGUUGAUUGCCCUCAUUGGCCAGUGAUUUAACCAAUCAUGACUAUGCGAUGAAGCCUCUAUAAAAAACCCAAAGGACAGGGUUUGCAGAACUUCCGGGUUGGUGAGCACGCGGACAUUCAGGGAGAGUAACGUGCCCAGAAAGAGGACAGAAGCUCCCACCCUUUCCCCAUACCUUGCCCUGUAUCUCUUUCACCUGGCUGUUCUUGCUGUGUGCUUUUACUUAUUUUAUUAUUAUUUUUUACAUGUUUAUUUUUGAGAAGAGUGAGCGGGAGAGGUGCACAAAAGGGGACAGAGGAUCUGAAGUGGGCUCCAUGUUGACAGCAGAGAGCCUGAGGCUUCGACUCAUGAACUGUGAGAUCAUGACCUGAGCCAAAAUCAGACGCUCAACUGACUGAGCCACCCAGGCGCCCCCCCUUGCUAUGUCCUUUUAAAAUAGACCAGUAAAUGGGGCACCUGGCUGGCUCAGUUAGUUAAAUGUCCAACUCUUGGUUUCAGCUCAGGUCAUGAUCUCACUGUUCAUGAGAUUGAACCCCGAGUUGGGCUCUGUGCUGCCAGUGCAGAGCCUGCUUGGGAUUCUCUCUCCCCCUCUCUCUACCACUUCCCUGCUAGCACGCUCUCUCUCAAAUAAACAAAAAAGCCACACCAGUAAUCUAGUAAGUAAAAUGUUUCUCUGAGUUGUGAACUUUCUAGCAAAUCAGUUGUCCCAGGGACUGGGUUCUUGGAACCCCCAUCUAUAGCUGGUCAGUCAGAAUAACAGAUGACAACCAAUGUCAGGCAGAUUGGUAUCUGAAGUGGGGGUUUGAGGGGCAGCCUUGGGGACUGAGCAGCUGCCCUGACAUGCCAAUCCUGUUUGACCAAGACUUUUAGUUUUUUUUCUAGUUUAUUUUUUUCAAGGGAGACAGAGACAGCAUGAGUGGGUGAGGGGCAGAGAGCGUGGGGACAGAGAAUCCCAAGCAGGCUCUUAAGUGUCAGUAUGGAGCCUGAUGAGGGGCUCAAACCCUUGAAACUGCAAGAUCACAACCUGAGCCAAAACCAAGAGCAGGACGUUUAACCAACUGAGCCACCCAGGCUCCGCUCCCCCCCUCCCUCCACCCCCCUCCAAGACUUUUAGUUUUAACUGAAAUGGGCUAGUUAACUGUUAACUAGCAGUUAACAGUGAUUAUACCUUCUCUUUUCAGAGAACAUUAUUAUUUAAGAAUUUCUUUAAGUGUUUGAGAGACAGGGAGACAGAGCACAAGUGGGGGAGGGGCAGAGAGAGAUGGAGACAGAAUCUGAAGCAGGCUCCAGGCUCUUGGCUGUCAGCACAGAACCCGACACAGGGCUUGAACCUGUAAACCGUGAGAUCAUGACCUGAGCUGAAAUCAGACGUUUAACCGACUGAGCCACCCAGGCACCCCCGUCUAUUUAAUUUUUCAUGUUACGAUAUGAAAAAUACACUGUUUGCUGUAGCCUACCAAUAUUAAAAACAUGGGCCAUUUGUUUCUCAUUUUUUCACUGAUCAAUUUAUACUUGAAUCAACCACAUAGCUACUAGGGAAGCUGAAAAGCUGUUAAGAAAAGAAAGGGGUAUUUUGUCUUAAUGUAUCUGGAUUGUUUACUAAUAUAAAAAUUAGCAUUUGAACAAUAUUUUUUAAGUCACGUCUUCUUGAUAAGGUUUAAUAUUGUUAAUUACUUCUUAAGUCUAGUUUUCUCAUCUGUGAAGACAUGUAUAAUGACAGUCAUCUUGAAAUAGAGAACUAUAAAGUCAACAAAAAUGUCCAAAUUCUUCGUAGGUGCAUUCUGAUGUAACUUACUCUUUUCCCAAAGGUAACUCUGAGUAAUUUUUUCACGAAAGAAAACUAUUUUAAAACUCCUUUAGAAUGUGCACUUUGGUUAAAUCCAGAGAUCUACAAAAGAAUCCUCAACCACAUGUAUUUUAAAUAUAAUUAUAUACAAUUAGAGGCAUUAUAAAGCCAGUGUUAAUUACCAAACUUUAAUUUCAUCUUAUUCAAGUAUUAUAACAUUACUAAGUGCCUUAGCUUUUAUAAGACAUAUUAUAUAACCUUAAAAUUCUUAGUUCGUUGAAGAAAUAAAGACAAUUAUUUGAUGUGCAUAGAGUUUAUUUGGUGUGUCUAUCAAUUUCUACAAUACAGUUGACUAGAAACCGUUCCCGCAGUGUGUCUGUACCCCAUGUCUAAAAUGAUGUAUUCAGUAUGGUAUUUUGCAAGGCUAGAAAAGGAGAGAAAGUCAAAAUUUCACAGUAUUGGUGAAAACUUUUAUCAUGAAAUAAAUUUAAUUCUUUAGUAUUUCAUCCAUUUUCUAUCAGAAAAACAGCAAAAUUACAUUGUUAGGUAUAUUAUUUACAGUGAAAACUUGGAAGACUCAACAAAGCAUCAGUAAGUUUAUCAACAGAGCUAAGAACCCUCCCACCCCGCUUUCCAGGGUCCCUUCCUUUGAAAUGAAACUUGUAUAAAUCAAACUUUGUAUCCUUAAGCACCAGCUUGACAAUUUAAAGUUUUCUUUCAAUUUUAUAAAAUAUUCCUGCUUUGAAAGGCAAAGUGAAUGUAAAAAUGUGAAUGUAAUUAAACAAAUCACUGGCCUGGAUACUCUUUAUUGCAACAAUUGCAAUGUUUUACAACUGUAUUCACUUCUUUGAAUGAAUUU
Messenger RNA from Panthera uncia (snow leopard), 5371 nucleotides. RefSeq names its product glutaredoxin 2 (gene GLRX2). NCBI's taxonomy places the organism in Eukaryota, Metazoa, Chordata, Mammalia, Carnivora, Felidae. The record is from RefSeq and is a predicted model, not a curated record. The transcript is spliced from 4 exons. The coding region runs from base 377 to 751 and encodes 124 amino acids.